UUUUGUUCAACGAGAGAUGGAAGAACAAUCUAGAACAGGCUUCAUUCACUCAUUUCAACUGUAAACAUCUUUCAGUCAAGAUUGUUUCAGGCCUAUUACAAUUUUUAAAUAACUAGAUCAAGUAAUCAUUUGUUUACAAUAUUAAUCAAGGUUUUUUCCCACAGUUUUGUCUAGUAAUCAUUUAGUAAACAAUCGAUUGAUGGAAGGCUAACACAGCAAAGAUCCACAUGAUUUUCUGAUCUCCUUCUUUCUAUAUUAUUUUCGCAGUUGCUUUUGUGAUUUUUUGUGGUGUUAUUCCUGCGAAAACUUCAACCAAUAACCAGUUAACUCUCUUAAGGACGACUUCUUCUUGCACAAACAAUCUUCAUUUCAUUUCUUCCAUUGAUGGUCAAACCUCUAUAUUCAAGUUUGCUUUUAAAUUGAAUUUACUUGUCCUUCUAAUUCUUUCUGGUUCUAGACAUUCAAAUAAAAUCACCCUGUCUGAAUUACAUAACCAGCCUGAAACAUACCAUCACGAUGAUAACCGACAAAGAUUCAUCAGAGAAAUAUCUUUGGCAAAAUAAAUCGAUUACUAGUGGUGAAUCAAACAGCUUCCGAAAGAAGAGUAUUGCUCGUCUAAAAGAGUUUCAAGAAAAAGUGAAAACUGAAGUGAAACAAAUCGAAAUAAACAGUAAAAAAAAUAAAUCCAAUAUCCAUUGUAAUGACGAAUUUAUCUAUGAAAAAUCAAAACAAAUGAACGGAGGAUGGGUGUUAUCUAGUCACCAAAUGCAAUUCAUUUCCAAAUAUCCAUACAUUUACUGUGCUGCUGCUGGAUCUGUUCUUGAGUUGUUCUGUCUCCAAAGGUUUUGGACCAGUCUUGCUCGCUUUAUUCCAAAAUUUGUUGCUCCAUCUUUAAUAACAUUCAUUGGUCUGGCUAUCAAUGUUAUUGUUUCCCUUAAUGCACUUUACCUCGCUCCUCAGCUUAAAGAAGAAAUUUCAUCUUGGACAUUUGUUUUAUGUGCCAUCGGAACUUUCCUUUAUCAAACUUUGGAUGCUCUUGACGGUAAACAAUCUGCCAAAGUUCAGAAUUCCCAAAUUGAAGAGUUAACUGAUCAUGGAUGUGAUGCCGUAUCAACUAUAUUUGUAACCAUCGGGACUGCUGCUGCCUUUCAACUAGGAUAUCAUCCUUACUUAUUGUACUUAUUUUCCAUGAUAACUCUUGUAGCUUUCUUUUCUACCCAUUGGCUUGCUCAUACCACGCAUUGUAUGAUAUUUAAAAAGAUUGACGUAAGUGAAGCUCAAUGGGCUAUGAUAAUUACUCACGGACUAACUGCUUAUGGAGGUCAAAAAAUAUGGCGAUACCACAUUUUAUCUUUACUCGGUCUUGAUAUCACACUUACUCAUGUUAUAGCAGUUUUAACUAUCGCGUCUCUCAUCAAUGUUAUUUAUGACAAUUUCAACAUGUCUGUCUUUGGAAAGCAAACUCCAUUAGAAGAAUGUGGUAUAAAAAUUCCACGCCGAAAAAGUCAAGCAAUUUACAACCCACUCUAUCCUCUGGCUCUCUUGCUAUUCCUUUCUUGGGUUAACUACAUGUCUGGUCUAUUUGUACUAAAUCCAGCCGCGUUCAUCAUGGUCUAUGGAUUUGCUUUCGCUAAACUUGUCAAUUCUCUUGUUAUGGUCAACGUUUCUCGAGGAGAAAUGGACAAGUGGGACUCAAGCUUAGUAGCUCCUCUUCUCUUGACGAUUAACCAAUCAUUUAUUGGUUUGAUUCACCCGUACACUGCGUUACUUUGCGCUCUAGUCUACUCAAUUAUGGACUUUGCUCGUUAUUUCACAUAUUCUUGUUGGGACCUUACUAAUGCUUUAGAUUGUUACAUUUUCUCAAUUAAAUAUCCUGUUGGUCACAAAAAAUGGCGUGGUGGCAAUGAAGGAUUUUACAUAAAUGGAUUGAACAAUGAAAGCGUCCUCAAAGCUUGGAAGAAAUUUGAAGAAGAAGAGAAAGACGGACUGAUGAAAGAGUUAUUCUGCAGUGAUUAGAUUGUUAGAGCAAUUAAUUGUAGACAUCACUCUCAGUUCGAAAAAAGUUUAUUUUUCCUAAGCUCGGAUUAUCUCAGCUUCCUGUUAUCAAUUUCAAAUCAGUCAAUUUGUCCUUGUUUCUGUUUGUUGACUCUGAUGGCUGUUAGUUAUAAAUAAUAAUCCCCUGUACACUAAAUUGCCGAAAUGGUUUGUAUGCAUAAUUUAAUUUGUGAUAAACUAUCAAGUCGAAGAUCAACCAAACCUCGAUUGGAUCGAUGCUGAAUUUGGAAGCGUUUUUGGCCAACACAUCGAGGAACUAAAAGGAACUUUGAUGAUUGACAAUUUUCACCCGGUUGACUAUAAUUAGAUUGAGCAAUAUUGCAUGGUUCACACUUAUUUGUGAAAAAUAUUUACUCAUAUGUUUCCACAUUAUUAUGUUUAAUGUACCAAACUUACACACGAAGCCUUGGUUCAAGCUAUUUUACUGGUGAUCAUUGUAAAUAUCUGCCCAUUCAUCAUAAUUAGCCUGAAAAAUUCUAAGAACCUCAAUUUUAAUUUAUUUCUCCUUUUAAACCAAAAAUUCAAGUCAAGAUUUUGUUUUCUUUUACAAUGAUAUUCUCAAAACCCAACUGAAUGUAAACUGAUUAAACAAAUAAAGCUGUCCAGUAUUGUUAAUAUUAAA
This is a messenger RNA of Tetranychus urticae (two-spotted spider mite), 2677 nucleotides long. Its product is annotated as cholinephosphotransferase 1. Gene Ontology annotation, molecular function: ethanolaminephosphotransferase activity; diacylglycerol cholinephosphotransferase activity. NCBI's taxonomy places the organism in Eukaryota, Metazoa, Arthropoda, Arachnida, Trombidiformes, Tetranychidae. The record is from RefSeq and is a predicted model, not a curated record. Gene Ontology annotation, biological process: phosphatidylethanolamine biosynthetic process. Gene Ontology annotation, cellular component: Golgi apparatus; endoplasmic reticulum membrane.